Chilo suppressalis (striped riceborer) is the source of this 1658-nucleotide messenger RNA. Lineage: Eukaryota; Metazoa; Arthropoda; Insecta; Lepidoptera; Crambidae. The record is from the annotation of a GenBank genome assembly.
GGAAAACCGAAACAUAUUUCGUGCAAGUUACAUGUUUAAUGUUAUAUUCAAUAAUUUCGUUCUGUGUAUCAAUAAUAAUAAUAAAAUGUCGUUACAAAAUUGUGUGUAAACAAAGAUGUGUUUGAAAACUUCAGUGAUAACCUUGAGUGAAGUGUUGUUCAAAUGAUUAAAGGGACCAUGGUGAAUAAUGGAGGUGUCCGUAGUCGGGGCCGUCAUCGAGCCCGUAUGCUGAUGAUUCCUGGGCGACCCUUGCGACAAUCAAAAGGCCUGCCGGAUGUAAGGCCCAUUCUACCUGCGCCCGCCUACCGCUGGGAAGAUAUGGGCAACUCCAACGCCACGAGCAACAAGGAGAAAGGGCCGGAGGCGGUGAUAGAAGAUGACGCGUCCAAGACAGAAGUGGAUGUCACUAGGGUGGACCACCAAAAGUCAUCCUUCGUCAGGGUAGAGAAAGUGAAAGAGCGAUUGAGAGGCAAGAUUCAAUGCUGCAGUUGGUGUCCCGAAGUCUGUUUCGUGAUAUUCUGCGUAUUGACCUUGCUUAAGGGGAUCGGCGAGAUCUUCAUUUCGAUCUCCGGGGCGAUAUCUACACGACUAUUCAGCACGGAGCAAUCGGGACAAUUGGUGGGGAUGGUUCUCCUGGCGCUGCUGGCUGCUGUCACCGUCUCCAUAUUGAUAUACGCGCUGCUGGCAGUCUUCAGGAAGCAAGCGAAGCCACUGCACGCUGCAGCUCUCGUGCUCCUCAUCACGGCAGUACUGCAGGCGGUUAUAGUAGGAGUGGCGGUGCGAAUCACCCACCGUGACCAGAAGGUGCUCGAACAGUCGGUCCAGGAGUCGUUCAACCUCGCACUCCAGGAAAACCCCAGGCACACACAGCUGUGGGCAGCGAUACAGAACGACCUCACCUGUUGCGGUCUAAAUAGCCCUUACGACUACCGCGCCUUAAACCUUCCGGACGUAUUCCCACCAAACGUGCCGAUCGCCUGCUGUCCCACCUACGAUCCGAGCCGCUCCGACCUGGUGCAAGAGCGAGACAGGGAGAGGUGCAAGCUGAGACGGACAUAUUACGGUGGCGGCUGCAGGGAGGCCAUCUAUGACGUUGUGAAGACUACGUCAGAUGUGGUGCUGGCGUUGACUAUAAGCCUGAUUGUUUUUGAAGUAAUUAUGUCUGUUCUAUCAGCGAUAUUACACGUAAAAAUCAAAAGGCACAAAGCUGAGAAGAAGGAAAAAACUAAAAUUGAUCAGGCUUAAUUUGCCAUUGCCAUUGUAGAUACUAAUUUUACAAAGAUUUUAAAACAGCGCCAUCUGUCAGGUGACUUUUACAUCGUUUACGCAAUGUUAAGAGCAUGCGUUGAAAACUGACGCCAUCUAUGAUGAGUAUGAAACAUUUGCAAUUGCUUCGAAUUCUAUAAAGAUAACUAGAUGGCGCGUUUUUAUAUUAGACGAACAACGAAUUAUUACCUUUUGUUUAUUAUUAAUUACCUAUCUAAAAACAAAUAAUUUUAAUUUAUAUUUUUAAUGCAAUGCAAAAUGAGCACACAGAUCUCUUUUGAUAAUAUUUGAAAGGUGAAGUUUUUGUAUAAAUUUUAUCAAUACUUUUAGUUAUGUUACUAGGUAAGUGUAGAAAAGCUAUAAUUUAUGUUAAGUAAUAAAUUGACUGUGAG